Bemisia tabaci is the source of this 1985-nucleotide messenger RNA. RefSeq names its product UDP-glycosyltransferase UGT5. The record is from RefSeq and is a predicted model, not a curated record. Gene Ontology annotation, molecular function: UDP-glycosyltransferase activity. NCBI's taxonomy places the organism in Eukaryota, Metazoa, Arthropoda, Insecta, Hemiptera, Aleyrodidae.
AAGUAUUUUCACCUGCUAACCUCCUGAUUGAUAACAUAAUAUCCCCUGUAUAUAUGUAGAUAAAAUUAUUUUGAUAAAACCGCAUUAAACUAUUAAUGGUCGUUGAAGUUCCCGGGCAUAGGGAACCUGCUUGAGUAUAGUUUAUUGUGCUGUUUCAAAAGGCCGAGCCGCGUAAAGUUAAUGUUCUGCUUCAAUCAUUUACUUCAGAUAUUUACUUUCUGUCGUUAUUCCGAGGAUAUUUCAAUCUCUCAAACGAUAUGCGUUCUUAAAAAAAUAUUAAGAAAGAUAAAGCCAACAAAAAUUAAUAGAUUUAACAAGGGAAAAAAUAUUUUUUAUGGUUAAAUUAUUUAAGUAUAACAAGAUGCUGAAGCCAAUAUUAUUAUGUAUGGCAAUUUUAGGAUCAUCCGUUAACUCGUAUAAAAUACUAAUUUUAUAUCCAACGACGUCUCUGAGUCAUCAACUUCCGGCAAUGGGAUUGGCCGAGGCUCUCCUGAAAAAGGGCCACCAAGUAUACUUCGCUGGAACGGAUAAACUGUCUGAUGACGGUAACAAUAACUAUACGUUCAUCGAUUUUUCAUGGUUAUACCAGUAUUAUCACGAACAAGCAAAACUUGCGCCGGUUCAAUUGAAUCGAAAAUUCUCCAAGUAUGAAUUCCUCUCGUUUGCAGAUCUUAUGUUCAAAGUAGCCAGAAAAUUUUUUGAAAGUGAUACAUUCUACAAAUUUUACAGGCUGACAAAGGACGAGCAGUUACACUUCGAUGCCAUCGUCAUAGAAGCCAUAUGGCUUCCAUUCGGGGUGGCAACUUCCCGACUUCUCUCCACCAAUGGAACCGCGUCGGCUCCACCAGUGAUCUCCCUGUCCACGACGGCGGGUGGCGAUUUCUUCGGGCAGGAUGAUUCCCUUGGCGGCAUCAUCCACCUCUCCUAUACCCCUUCGAUGCUGGAGGGCUAUACCGACAGGAUGAACUUAUUCCAGCGGAUUGAGAACUGGGCCUCGCACCACUACAUCACAGGAACGAUCCGACGAACCGUUUCAGAGUUGGCCGAGUCGGUGUUUCGGAAAAAUUUCGGCCUUGGUGAAGAGGUGAUGGCAGAUGGAGGAUGGCCUAAUGCUAGUCUUUUAAUCAGCGCCUCGAAUCCCUUGUACUUCUACCCGCGGCUUCUACCUCCGAACAUCGUUGAGGUUGGACCGCUCCAUAUUAAAAACCCCGAAAAAUUACCGGAGAUCUUACAAGCAUGGCUGGAUGGAGCACAGAAAGGAGUCAUCUAUUUCAGCCUCGGGAGCAAUAUGAAGAGCGAGUUCCUACCACCGAAGGUUUUGUCAAACUUCCUGAGAGUUUUUAGAGAACUUCCCACCGGUUAUCGCGUAUUGUGGAAAUGCGAGGGCAAUGCAAAAAUACCUGGUCAGUCAGAGAAUAUCCUGACCCAGAAAUGGAUGCCACAACAAAGUGUUCUUGCUCAUCCGCAAGUGAAAGUGUUCAUCACGCAAGGAGGCUGCCAGAGUUUCCAGGAGACGGUGCAUUAUGGAGUGCCCAUUGUAGGAAUACCGUGGUUCGGAGAUCAGGAAACGAACGUGGCUAAGAUGGUCGACGCCGGCAUUGGAACUCGGAUCUGGCCACAGGAACUCGAGUAUUAUGAGAAAAUCAAAUCAACCCUCGAGGCAGUUUUGUUUGAUACAAGAUAUGCUGAGCGCAUGAAGAAAUUGUCAUCGAUUUCAAGAGACUUCACGGCAAAGGCGAAGGACAAUGCGGCUUUUUGGGUGGAGCAUGUCGCAAGACAUGGCGGUGCAUCUCAUCUAAGAUCAGUCACUGCUGACACAACUUACAUCGAGUACUUCUGCUUAGACAUUAUCACACUGAUGUUAACUCUAUUGUUCUUCAUCAUUUACCUCGUGAAGUGUUCAGUCAAAUAUUUAGUAUCACUUGUACUUAAAACAUCUAAUUCUAAAAUAAAAUCAUCAUAAGGCCUUACUCGUACCUAUCCAA